Molecule: messenger RNA, 2771 nt
Organism: Nerophis lumbriciformis (worm pipefish)
Lineage: Eukaryota; Metazoa; Chordata; Actinopteri; Syngnathiformes; Syngnathidae
Biological process (GO): regulation of transcription by RNA polymerase II
Molecular function (GO): DNA-binding transcription factor activity, RNA polymerase II-specific; RNA polymerase II cis-regulatory region sequence-specific DNA binding
Source: RefSeq, a predicted model, not a curated record
CCCGCCCCUAAAUGAAGCACUCUUGGAGGAUAUGCGCUUUGCAGCAAAGUCCCCUCCUUCACUCCACACACGCUUCUAAUCCUCGGCACAUCUCCUCACAUCGCUACUAACUACACUUUAUUCAUCCUCCGUGUCAGGAUAAACUCGACUCGUCUUUGUAAAUUAUUAGGCCCGCUUAGCUUGCUAGUUGUUUUAGCGCUAGUUAGCUUAACGUGCUCGUUGUGCUCGUGAGUUUAGCUUGCAAAGAGACCCGGAUUUGAUCAAAACACAUCGCUAAGCAGAGAUCAAGUGUGAGUGUAAAGUGUUGUGAUUGUGUGAAAAUGUGCGAAAGAACGAUAGCAGAGUACAAAGAGGAACUUUCUCGGACAAAUGAGGAGAACAACAGACUACGUCAACUACUGGACGCUGUUUUCAAUCAAGUUGUGUUACACAGAACAGACAUCUGUGGAGAAAAUUAUCUCCCUGAGCAGCAGGAGUGUACCUUCACGGAGGCCACACAAACACCCUACAUUGAAGAGGAGGAGCCAUACCCCCCGCAUAUUAAAGAGGAGAAGGACCCACAGUGGCCUCCAUUUAAAGAAAGCAAGGCACCACCGUCCCCCCAAAUUAAAAAGGAAGAGGAACAGCCCCCCCAAUAUAUAGAGGAAGAGAAGCAACAACAUUCUCACCUCAAAACAGAAGAUGAGGAGCCACAGUCUCCUCAAUCUGUAGCGGAAGAGCAACAGCCCCCUCACUUUAAAACAGAAGAAGAGGAGCCAAAGUCAACCCAAAUUAAAGCAAAUGAGUCACAGUCCCCUCACAUUGAGGAAGUUGAAGUGCCAAAGUCCCCCCAAAUUAAGGAGGAAGAUGAGUAUCCACAGCCUCCUCAAUUUGUAGAGGAAGAGCAACAAUCCCCUCAUUAUAAAAGAGAAGAGCCACAUACCCCUCAAAUUAAAGUUGAGUCACAAUCCCCUCACAUUGAGGAAUAUUGGGCGCCACAGUCCUCAAAAAGGAAGAGGUGCCACAGCCCCCACACAUUAAAAAAGAAGAGAAUGAGCCACUGCACCAGUAUGGUAAAGAGAGAGGCGGAGCCUCCAAGCAGCAGCUCAACUCAACACAUGACAACAGAAGCUGAUGGAGACCACUGUGGAGGAUCACAAGCAGACAAGAUCUUAGCUCCACUAUCAGAUAGUGACGACACAACGUCUCACUCUCCUGACACUGAUGAUGAAGAAGAUUCUGAAGAUGAUAAGACAUGUCACACUGACAACACACGCUUUACAUGUUCUCACUGUAACAAAACUUUUAAUUGGCGUAGUAAUCUGAGAGUACACAGGAGAACACACACUGGAGAAAAACCCUUUUUCUGUUCAGUCUGUGGUAAAGGUUUUGCACAAAAUAUUCAUCUGAAAAGACACGUAGGAGUGCACACUAGAGAAAAUACAUUUUCUUGUUCAGUCUGUGGUAAAGAUUUUGCAAAAAAAGGUGAUCUGAAAAGACACACAAGAAUCCACCCUGGAGAAAACCCCUUUUCCUGCACAGACUGUGGCAAAAGUUUUGUGGGACAAAGUGAUCUGAAAAGACACACAAAUAUCCACAAUGGAGAAAAACCCUUUUCCUGCGCAGACUGUGGCAAAAGUUUUGCGGGAAAAGGUGAUCUGAAAAGACACACAAAAAUCCACACAGGAGAAAAACCCUUUUCCUGCACAGACUGUGGUAAAAGUUUUGGGGGGAAAAGUGUUCUGAAAUUACAUACAAGAAUGCACACUGGUGAAAAACCCUUUACCUGCACAGACUGUGGCAAAAGUUUUGCGGGAAAAGGUGGUCUGAAAAGACACACACAAAUCCACACUGGAGAAAAACCCUUUCCCUGCACAGACUGUGGUAAAAGUUUUGCGGGAAAAAGUGCUCUGAAAUUACACACAAGAAUGCACACUGGUGAAAAACCAUAUUCCUGUUCAGUCUGUGGUAAAGGUUUUGCACAAAAUAGUCAUCUGAAAAGACAUAUAAGAAUGCACACUGGAUAAAAAAAAAACAUUUUCCUGUCCAGUCUGUAGUAAAGGUUUAAUACAAAGUAAGACUCUUAAAAGUACACUGUAGACAAACCAUUCACCUAGAAGGCAUUAUUGAUAAUGCAGAGCAGAAAGCACACUGGUGAAAAUCCUUUUAUCAGCUCAGUCGGCUUUAAAGGUUUCAUAGACAGUUUAACUUUGAAAAGACACAUGAAAACACACGCACACGCACACACUCACUCAAGAGAAUCCAUUUAGUUGCAGUGUUUGUGAAGAAAAAUUCCCUAAUAAGUAGCAGUGUAAGACACACAAGUGUACGGGUGCGAAGAGCAGCAGCAAAUGAAGACGCAGGAUGUUUUGUCAUUGUUCUGUGUGUUACAAACUUGACAAAUUGCUUCUGACUUUUAUGUUCCAACACAUUUACCCUUGCAUGCUAAGAGCAUUUUAGAACUGUUAGCGAUCUACAGCUUUAAUUUUUGUUUGGUAAAUGACAGACCAUGAGAGAUUAUCAUCACACUUCAACAUCUCUAACAUGUAAAUGCUGCCCCUUUCCUAGAUCAGCAUUGUAAAUGUAAAUGUGUUCUAAAUUGUUUUACCCCGGAUAAAUAAAUGUUAAAUAAAUACAUGUAAACUAGGAAGUAAAUAUUUAUAUACUACAUUACCCAGGAAGGUUAGUGCUCUAGACAGGAACAGGAAGUGGGUUUGAGUUAUGUUGGAGGACAACAUUUGUGCUGUUUGAUCAAUAAAGAGUUGAUAUAUUGUUACAUGUGGUUGUUUUUG